AUGGAGCCUUGUUCAGACCGGCUAAGCCCGUCGAGCGACUCUACCAGUGAAUCAGAAACAUCCUUCCCAUAUGACAAUUUUUACCCACAACAUGACAUAAAUGAUAAACUGUAUUUUCCAUGCAAACAAAAGUCGCCUAAAAACGAUGAAAAAAUCAAAGAGAAUUAUUUACAAGAGAGCAACAAGUUUGAAAACUACCAAUCGCCACAGAGAAAUAAAAAAUAUUUAAAUUUCGAACUGAAGCUACCGCAAAAUGAUAACUUUUUCAGUCAAAUAGAAACAGACGAUCGUUCUAUGCGUUCUGUUUACUUUAACGAAGUUCCAAAUUUAAAGAGCUGUCAGAAUGAAAAUAAUCCUAACUUGCCAGAUGCGAAAAUUAGCAAUCAACAGAUAGCUUUCGAUGGUGCAAAUAAUAUGAAUGUUAAUAAUAACAGAGACAAGCAGUCGUUUUUUUAUGAGAAUGAAAGCGGGAACGUAAGGAGGUGUUUGAAUUUCAAUUCGGAACAGGUGCAAUGUGUUUGCGAGGCGUUGCAACAAAAGGGAGACAUAGAAAAAUUAGCUGCGUUUCUUUGGAGCUUACCACCCAGUGAACUCCUCAGAGGGAAUGAGACAGUUUUGAGGGGAGUUUUCCAAGAGUUGUACUCAAUAUUGGAAACGCACACGUUCCCACCACGACAUCAUACUGCACUACAGAAUCUAUGGUUCAAGGCGCACUAUGAUGAGGCGGAGAAGGUCAGAGGCAGGCCUCUGGGUGAGUAGAUUUAACUUCCUUUCGUUUAUUUUCUGCAAAUGUUAUCGUAAAGAUAGUCAACACUUUAAAUACAAAGCUUUAGGACAAAAUUCUUGUUACUAGAUCACAAAAUAAAAAAAAAAUCUGUCAGCAUUUAUUUGUGAGGAAGAUAUUGAGCUCAUAAUAUUGAAUUUUAGGUAGGUACAAUAGUAAAUUGCAACAAUUUACAUAAAAAAUGAAUUGAAUUGAAGCCCAGGCAUUAUCCACCGCGAGGACUCAUGGUCGAAAGAGCUGUAGAUAAAUAUAGGUUAAGGAAGAAAUAUCCGUUGCCCAAGACUAUUUGGGACGGUGAAGAAACUGUUUACUGUUUUAAAGAGAAGAGCAGAAACGCACUAAAAGACUGCUAUUUUAGAAAUAGGUAUCCUACUCCUGACGAGAAGCGAGCGUUGGCCAAGAAGACCGGUCUGACCCUCACGCAGGUGUCAAAUUGGUUCAAGAACAGGAGACAGAGGGAUCGCACUCCACAGCAGCCUAACAGACCGUAAGUUAUCUAUACCAUCGUCAUCAGCCUUUUUGCCUCCCCACUGCAGGGCUCAGGCCUUACUUAUAAAUGGUUAAGGAAGACGGGCCAUGAUCCUCCACGCUCACACAAUGCGGAUGAGAGGGCCGAGAUAAUAACAAUAACAAUAAUUUUUGGUCACCCAUCCCAUGACCAACCCAUGCGAAAGUUGCUUAACAACAACGAUCGCGGGCCGCGGUGGUUAUCCACUACAACACCGUGCUACUCUAACAGUGUUAUAAAUAAAUAAGGUUUAGCAUCGGAGUAAAUUUACGCUGAGACUGGCACUUGGUAUUAGUCAAAAUUGAUAUUAUUAAACAGAGACAUAGCAAAGGUUCUACGGGAGUAAUAUUUACUUCUAGAAGGUAGUAAGUGUGCUUAUCAUCUGUAUAAUACUAAAAUUUUAACUUUAGCGUAAAUUUACUCUGACGCUAAACCAUGUUUUUUGAUAGCACUGUGUAAGAAUAUUACUUAAACUAGUACUGAAUUGAUUUUUUCUAUAUUGUCUCGUGUUUGGAUAUUGUAGUCGGUACCUACGUUGCCUGAGAUACUCCAUAAUUGAUUGCCCCCUUAAAUAUUUAUUUUAUUAGUUUUUAGUAGUUGUUUUAGUGUAGUUUUUAGUAGUUCUUUUAGUAUUUGUCGUUGAAGCGGCAACAGAAAUACAUCAUCUGUGAAAAUUUUAACUGUCUAACUUUCACGAUUCAUGAGAUAUAGCUUGGUGACAGACAGACAACGAAGUUUAGUAACAGGUCUCCCGUUUUACCCUUUUGGUACGGAACCUUAAUAAAAUUUUAAUAACACAGACGCUAUUUAAGCGAAUUACAACCACAUGGACAGUAACUGGCUAGAAAUGCUUGUACAAGCACAAUACACCGGACCACAAGGGGGUUUGGCUCAAGCUUUGUUGCCUAACGCCUACUACCACCAGCUGCAAGAUCCCUCGCAUUACCUGCACGGGAACGCACCCUAA
Messenger RNA from Diatraea saccharalis (sugarcane borer), 2259 nucleotides. The record is from the annotation of a GenBank genome assembly. Lineage: Eukaryota; Metazoa; Arthropoda; Insecta; Lepidoptera; Crambidae.